Molecule: messenger RNA, 552 nt
Organism: Saccostrea cuccullata (small rock oyster)
Lineage: Eukaryota; Metazoa; Mollusca; Bivalvia; Ostreida; Ostreidae
Exons: 3
Coding region: 1-552 (183 amino acids)
Source: RefSeq, a predicted model, not a curated record
AUGACAUAUGACCAAGCAAAUAUGAGGUUUUCAUUUGUACUUUGCGUUUCACUUGCUUUCUGUGGAACUAUUUUCGCACAAAUCAAUCCACAGUUAAAUGCACAACUUCGUCCCGGCCAAAUUGGUGGUGUUCCCGGUCAAUUCGGAGUUCCUGGCCAAAUCGGAGGAAUUCCGGGCCAACUUGGAACACAAUUUAAUCAAUUUGGAAUGCAAGGACAAUUAGGAAUGAACCAGUUUGGAGCCUUCAAUCAAUUUGGAAACCAGUUUGGUAUAAAUGGUCAGUUCGGCCGUAAUCCAUCUCUUGUACCUAGCGGACAACUUGGUGGAUUUGCCGGAACUACAGGCUUCAACCAGUUCGGAACUACUGGAUUUAAUACACCACUGGGAUCUCCCUUUGGAAAUCAGUUUGGUACAGGAUUUAACCAGUUCGGAACCGGUUUCAACAAUGGCCUAAAUACAUUCAACCGUUUUGGACAACCUGGUAUGGUUGGUCAAAUCCCAGGUCAAUUCAACCAACUGAACCCUGGACUCAGACAACCAAUUGGAAAAUAA